UGUAACGUUUGCCUGAUGGCAGAAGAACAACCAGUUCAUGGAGAGGGUGUGAGGGGUCUUUAAUGAUGUACUGUGUCUUCUGGAGGUAUUGACUCUGAAAGAGGUCUUGGACAGAAGGAAAGGCAGAAUAGGCUGAAGAUCUGACUGUGUUACAGACGACAUCAUCUACACAAUCGGUAGUUCCUCUUCAGGGACCCCAGAUCAUUACUGCUAUCAGCUUGCUCUACCGUCUCCACAAAAAUACGCAUACCCAUUGAGGUAUCUCAGAGCGAAGGGUGCCAGUCCAUCAGCUGAGCCUUGAGCUGUACCCCGUUCCUCCACAGACACACCAUCGCCUUUUCAUGAAGAUGAAUUACUUGCGGAGGCGCCUCUCUGAUAGCAGUUUUGUGGCGAAUUUACCGAAUGGUUAUAUGAUGGACCUGCAGCGGCCCGACAAUUCGAUCAGCUCACCAGUGUCGCCAGCUACUGAGCGCCGCCAGCCGCUGGCCCCCUCUGCCGGCAACACCAUCCUCAGCUCCAUCUCCAACGCCGUCAAGCAGACCACGGCAGCUGCCGCAGGGCUGGUCGACCAAACAGCAACACCAACUGCCACCAGUCCUACCCCUCCUGCUGUCCGGAAGCCGAAAAUCCUCUUGGUGGUCGAUGACCCUCACACAGACUGGUCCAAGUAUUUCCGUGGCAAGAAGAUUCUGGAAGAAUACGAGAUACGUUUAGAGCAGGCGGAGUUCUCAGAACUGAAUCUGGCCGCCUACGUCAACGGAGGAUGUAUGAUUGAUAUGCAGCUGAUUCGGAAUGGAACCAAGGUGGUCAGGUCAUUCAAACCAGACUUUGUUCUCAUUCGUCAGCAUGCGUACAAUAUGGCCCAAGGCGAGGACUUUCGUAACCUCAUCAUUGGCUUGCAGUAUGGUAGAGUGCCUGCGCUUAAUUCUCUCCAGUCCAUCUACAACUUCUGUAACAAGCCCUGGAUGUUUUCCCAGCUGAUAAAGAUCUCCCACACUCUGAGUCCAGAAAAGUUCCCACUGAUUGACCAGACUUUCUUCCCCAACCACAGAGAGAUGCUCACAAUUCCCAAAUUCCCUGUGGUUGUAAAGAUGGGCCACGCUCAUGCCGGCAUGGGUAAGGUAAAAGUUGAAAAUCAUUACGACUUCCAGGAUAUAGCGAGUGUCGUGGCCCUCGCGAAAACCUAUGCAACCACAGAACCUUACAUUGAUUCCAAGUACGACAUCAGAAUUCAGAAAAUUGGGAACAAUUAUAAAGCAUACAUGAGGACUUCAAUUUCAGGAAACUGGAAAGCAAACACUGGCUCUGCUAUGCUGGAACAAGUGGCCAUGACAGAACGCUAUCGAACGUGGGUGGAUGCCUGCUCUGAGAUGUUUGGUGGACUGGACAUGUGUGCGGUAAAAGCUGUGCAUGGGAAAGAUGGGAAGGAUUACAUCAUUGAGGUGAUGGACAGUGCCAUGCCUCUCAUUGGAGAAUAUAUAGAAGAAGACAGACAGCUAAUAGCAGAACUGGUCAUAGAGAGAAUGAACCAGCUUCUAUCCAACAACCCUGCAGCACCCCAGCAACAAGCCGGAAUAACUCUGAGCCAGGUCCAGCCUCCAUCGACAAAAUCUCCAAUGCAUCCUCAAGCAGGAAACACUUCCCAGCGAGGGCAGACAGCUCAAGCACGUCCACCACCUCAAGGAAGCCCACGACAACCCCAGAGUCCCCAGAUACAGCGUUCCAACACGGCGCCUCACCAAAGGCCUCCUCCUCCUGGUCAGCAGUGCCAGAGCCCACCGUCUGCCACAGGUCAGCAGGAUAAAUCACCAGGAUCAGGUUCAGCUUCUCCAAAACAGAUCAGGUCUGCCGGCACCUCUCCCAACCAGUCAUCCAAGCCAGGAGGUUUCUCCGCACUGCAGGCCCGGCUGCCCACUCAGGGCCAGGCACUGCCGCAGCCGGGGUCGGGGGCAGCAGCACCACAGCAGCAACAGAGCGCAGUGCCACAGCCACUGCUCAACAAAUCCCAGUCCCUGACAAACAGCUUCAGUGUUCCUGAGACCCCUCAGCACGCUGCUGCCAGUGAAGAUGAAGCAAAAGCAGAAACAAUUCGAAACCUGAGGAAAUCCUUUGCAAGCCUCUUCUCUGAUUAACUCUGCAAUAUUUUCAUUUCUCAGUUGGUGGAAUAGAUAUUUAAUGCCGUGGAAAUGCAGGCAACUGCCAAACUGUUCUGAAAGUUUAAUGGGAAAUGGAGAUGGAAACAUCUGGACUGUAAGAUGCAACCACCCUUACAUGGAUAAGAGGGUGUUUCAUUUCAAUUGGUGGAUAAAAGGCUGUAAAAUGAAGUGUGGUUUUCCAGCCAGGUUGAGGCAAAAAUCCUGGAAUGUCAGGUGUGUGCAGGUGUAACUAUGUGUGGUGUGAAUAAUGUGCACUUUAUCUCGCAAUGCAGUUGUUGAAUGUCUUAUGGAAUGAUGUUACCAAUCAGAGAAUCACCAUUUAUUUGGAAUAAGAAAUAAAAUAUUUACAAGAUGGACUGGUAAUGAAUUCCUAAUAACCAAUCCAGUGCAGUCACUGAUCCAUUUAAAUCCCUUCCAUAUUCUCAAAUAUUUCAGUUUUAUGCUGAAUUUGAAAUCCUUUCUAGAAGCCCUAAUUUUAUAUCUUUCCUGAUUCAGUUUCUAUUCAGUCCUGGAUCCUUUUAUUUCUCUUUUUAUAUUAAUUGAUAAUUUUUCUCAAAGAGUACAAUAGAUCUAAAGAAAAAAUAGUUCAAUGCCAUGAUAGCUUAGCUUUGAUCUCUGGUAUCCCUUUUUAAUUAGGAAAUACCAAAGAAGGAUUUCUCUAGAAUGCAUGGUAUUUCAGAAAUGAUUAUCAAUCAGGGCAGGAACUCAUCAACAAUUUUCCAUCUCUAUUGAUGUGACAAACUCUCCAGAUCAGUGGUAGCUUCUUCCAACUGCAAUUAGCAAUUCCCUAUAGUGUUGCAUUCCACAUUCAAAUGUUAUCCUCAUUUCAUCUUAUCCAGUCACACCAUCUGGAACAAUUAAAGUCUGAUACAAGUAGUAACAAAAGAGAUCAGCGUUGCAAAUUUUGCCCUUACUGGGAUCAGUGAUAAUCAGUCAUAAUUUACUUUGGAAGUUAAUUUAAAGCCACCAGCAAGUUGACAUUACUAAGUUUUUUUCUCGUAUUUCACGAGCAUCAGUAAAAAUACUGUAGACAUUGGAAAUCUUAAAAGGAUCUGGAAACCUUCUUCAGGUUGGACAGUGUCUAUGGAAAAAGCAACAGAGUUAAUUUAUCUGGUCAAAGACACUUUGGAGGUCUUUAACCCAGACAUUAACUCUGUUUCUUCAGCCACUGAUGCUGCCUGGCCUGCAUGUGCUUCUCCCAUUUUCUUUGAUAAACUAUUGGACAAUUUCAACUAGCUCCAGCAGGAUAAAAUGAUUAAAGGCUUUUGAUUGGAAUUAUCAAUUUAAAAUUGUCCUGGCAAAAAUGAAGAAUGAACAUAGGAUAGGUUUUAUUUUGUGCAGCAAUGUUUUAAAACAUAGAAUGCUUAACCAAGAGUACUUGAGAUAAAUCUGACAGAUCCCUUCAAGCAAAUUGGAUAAAUUGGCCAAAGAACAUAUUGAUUAUGAUGAGAAAUUAAGGCCGUGAGAUUGCUUUGGACUGCUCCAACCACAAGCCAAUUAAAGUACACCAAGUCAAUGCUGGAAUUUUAUUUGAUUCAUACAAGUACAAGGCUUCUUUGAACUCUAGAUUUCUUUUAUGAAAAAUAAAUGCAUCACAAACAGUGGAAUCAAACAAGAAGUUAGUAGUUUGAUGUUUGAGUUAUGUAAUAAAAAGACAAUUCUCACACCAUUUUGGAGUAUAAAUGUUAACAUUUGGUAAUGGUGCAAGACAGCCGACAUAUUUUCUUUUUCAUAGACUAACCCUGAGCUCAGCUACAAAUCAGUCCAACAAUAAAAUUAGGUGGAAAGUACUGUCAAGUUUUGAGACUGAUGGGAAAUUCCAUAUUGACAGAUAAUUAAUUCAGGCUUGAUUAGAUCAGUAUGACCUUUAGAAUAAACAACUACCAUAUUAUAUCCAAAACAGAAACCCUUAUAUUCCUUCCUAACUCCCUAACCAUAUGAUGGGUCUAAUGCUUUGCAUACAAAAUUAUUUCAAAUGCUUAGUAGAGGCUUUUCAUGGUUGAUUCUUAAUAGUUGGCAGAAGGAAACAAAACUGCAAAAUGAUCACACGGGGUAGUUGUUGCAGAGCCCUUAAUGUAUAAAAAAAUUAUCAGUAAGAAAAAGUAACCAAAAUGCUAGGUCAGAGGUUCCCAGCCUGGGGUCCAAGACCGCUUGCUUGUGUUGGUCCAUGGCAUAAAAAUGGUUGGGAACCCCUGUGCUAUUUUACUCAUCUUAAUGAGAUUUACAUCCUGUAAUAGUUGCAAUGCAAUAGAUAUCAAGCCUUUUUGAAAUAUUGCUUCAUACUAGGCAAGUUUGUAUAUAGUCUUUAUUUUACUUCAGUAGUAAAACAACAGUAUCAUUGAGAGAUACAAGAUCUGCUGAAAGGGAUUGGCAUGGUAGAUGCUAUAAGGCUGUUUCGUCUUGGCUAGACAGUCUAGAAUCAGAGGGCAUAAUCUCAGGAUAAAGGGUUAACUAUCUAGGACCAAGCUGUGAAGAAAUUUCCAUAUGAAAUAUCUUGGUGUGUAUACCCAGUAUAUUUAAAGCUGAGUUCAAUAUGUUUGAAUACUAAGGGAAACAGAUAAUGAAAAUUGGCUAGGCAGGGUGGGAGAAUCAGGUGGCAAAUUAAACUUCAGGCAUAGUAUUAACCGUGCUUUUAUUGAAUGGUGGAACAGGAGCAGAAGAUGCUCUUGUUUCUACAGCAUUUCCUUUGUCCGAUCAUCACAGGAAGCAUUUUAAGUUGUUGCACUAAUUCAUACAGAAAAUAAUUUCUGAUGAUCUGGAACCCAAUACUCAUUCUCUUGCCCAUUUGACCUCCUUUGAGAUCUGAAGAGAAAGAUGUAAUGCGUACAACUCAGUAACCCACUGGUGCCACUAAUUGUCUGGGCCAGGCCAAUGUUAAUAACUUCCUGCUGCCUUUCUCUUUUCCUUUAAAAGCCUGCAUUCCCCCACGUACUCCUCAUGGUCGGUGUCUGUAUUCUGCUCAUUCUGCAGCUUCAUUCUAUGUUCCCUUGUAUCCUAUUUUUCUGACUGAUUCAGGGCCCUGUUAAAACUGUUUUCUAUUUCAAAUGAAUACUCCCAGCUGACUCAGAUAUCAAUUUCACGACAAAUUUACAUGGAUAUAAUCCUGAAGGAGCUAUUCAAAAUGACUGUCCUCAUGGGGAAAUCUUUCAUCCAGAGUUCUCCAGAUAAUUGAAGUUCCAGGGAGUAGUGAAAGAAGAUUAAGAAGUUUGCUGAAGAGGUAGAAGGGUGGAAAGAGAGAAAAGCAAAAACUGGAAUUGUGGGGUGAAAAUAAAUGGAGAUGAGAAACUGAAGGACAUAAAGAGGGUUUGUGGGGGGGGCGGGGAGGAAGAGAAUCUUUUGCAGACUUACCUGAACCUUGUAAGCAGAUUGAUUUGGGACUGAGUUGAUAAAUUAGUAACUUUGUUGAACUUUGGGGAUUCCCUAUGGAAAUAGGACUCUUGGUUUUCCAUUAAUAAAAUGAAUUCUGAAAUUCAAUGCAAACUGAUCAAAUCUGAAGAUAAUAUCAUACCAGCAAGGACAGUAAAAUGGCCAUAUAAAAUUCAGUUGGACAAAGAAGGUAGAAUAUGGCAAAUUGAAAAUAAUCCAAAGAAUCAUGAAGUGCUGCAAAUCUGAAGGAAGAUUUGAUGAUACAUGGUACUCUUAUGAAUAAAGAUGAAAUUACACCUCCACUUUCUAUCAAGAAGAUUUUAAAGGCCUCAGCUUCCUUCUGCAACAAAGAUCCAAACAAAACUCCCUUCCACUUGUUGGAACACACAUCAAAGUUGCUGGUGAACGCAGCAG
Molecule: messenger RNA, 5936 nt
Organism: Mobula hypostoma (lesser devil ray)
Lineage: Eukaryota; Metazoa; Chordata; Chondrichthyes; Myliobatiformes; Myliobatidae
Product: synapsin-3-like
Exons: 14
Coding region: 342-2132 (596 amino acids)
Biological process (GO): neurotransmitter secretion
Cellular component (GO): synaptic vesicle membrane; synaptic vesicle
Molecular function (GO): ATP binding
Source: RefSeq, a predicted model, not a curated record